Molecule: messenger RNA, 598 nt
Organism: Aphidius gifuensis
Lineage: Eukaryota; Metazoa; Arthropoda; Insecta; Hymenoptera; Braconidae
Gene: Phf5a
Product: PHD finger-like domain-containing protein 5A
Exons: 3
Coding region: 124-456 (110 amino acids)
Biological process (GO): mRNA splicing, via spliceosome
Cellular component (GO): precatalytic spliceosome; U2 snRNP; U12-type spliceosomal complex
Source: RefSeq, a predicted model, not a curated record
GCUAGGGAAAAUGGCUGCGUACUUAUUAAUCAUGAUUUAAUGUUGUGUUGCAAUAUUGAGUAUUUUUUUAAUAAAUUAUAACAAACACUAUUAUUUAUAAAUAUUUAAAUUAAAUUUUAAAAAAUGGCUAAGCAUCAUCCUGAUCUUAUUUUCUGCAGGAAACAACCAGGUGUUGCAAUUGGAAGACUAUGUGAAAAAUGCGAUGGAAAAUGUGUAAUUUGUGAUUCAUAUGUGAGACCUUGUACAUUGGUGAGAAUUUGUGAUGAAUGUAAUUAUGGAUCUUAUCAAGGAAGAUGUGUAAUUUGUGGUGGACCAGGUGUAUCAGAUGCUUAUUACUGCAAAGAAUGCACAAUCCAAGAAAAAGACAGAGAUGGUUGUCCAAAGAUUGUAAAUCUUGGCAGCUCAAAAACUGAUCUCUUUUACGAAAGAAAAAAAUAUGGUUUCAAAAGAAGAUAAAUAUUUUAUUUUAUUAACUAAAUAAAAAAAAAAAAACAAUUGUAUCAACACACACACAGACAAAUAAAUAAAUAAAUAUAAGAUUUCCAAUUUUGUAAUUUGAAGUUUAAGAGCAGAUAGAAUAUUAGAAAAAUAAAAUAAU